CUCAUAUCCAUUAUCGGCUCUUUUGUUGUCAAGCAUUCUUCCGUUGAAUCAAGCACAAUGGAAGCCUUGCGUCGAGUUGAAGCGAGAUCUCGUGGUACCUUGCAAGUGUGCCGUAUCCGUGGAUUAUCCACGAUCGAUUGAGAUGAAUUGCGACCGGGUAAUUUUCACGCGUGACACCAGAAACAAUUUACGUGGUCAACCGGUCGUAUCAAUUAGUCAAAGGAACUGUGGUCACCAAAUCUUACCGGAAAAUAUCAUUAAUUCCGAUUUGAAUCUUAAAAGACUCGACCUGUCGAGCAAUUCGAUCUAUCGGCUGAUGGAUCGCUUGCUACAGACGCAAAGUGAACUGCGCGAACUGCGACUCGCUGACAAUCUUUUGGGCGACAACUUAAAUCCGAUAUUCUCCAGUAACGAAUUCCAUGGCAUGAAAGAGCUCAGGAUACUCGAUUUUAGCAGAAAUGGGCUUAGGAGCAUCGAGGAAGGAAUAUUAAAAGGAUGCGUAAAUUUGGAAGAACUAUAUCUCGAUGGCAACAAUUUGACUACGGUGCCUACCGCUUCUUUGAAAGGACCACGUGCUAUCAAAGUGCUAUCUUUGGCAAGCAACAAUAUCG
Temnothorax curvispinosus is the source of this 611-nucleotide messenger RNA. RefSeq names its product platelet glycoprotein V-like. Gene Ontology annotation, molecular function: protein binding. The transcript has a single exon. The record is from RefSeq and is a predicted model, not a curated record. The annotation marks the transcript as partial. Lineage: Eukaryota; Metazoa; Arthropoda; Insecta; Hymenoptera; Formicidae.